UAUUUUGCUUGAGGAAUCGAAUAGCUUUUGUAAUAGUAAUAAUCAUUAUUUUAGGCUAAAUAAGGAACUUCGAUUGAUAAAUAUUGAUAGGAACUCUUUGGAGACUCUUUGAGCAAAAAAAAAAAUGAUUUUCUCCACAGCAAACAAAAUUGCUCAAGAUAAUUUUGAUUGAUCAAAGAAAUAUUUCGUCAUGAUUGUUUGUUCAUAGUGCGACCUAAAUCCCAUUUAUUUGUCUCAUGAUUAUCAUGUACUAUUCAAUUCGUCAUCAACCAACCAAACAUAGCUAUCAAUCAAUUAGAAUGUCAAACAAACAUGAUAAUCCGUAUAUUUGGAUUUGUUCUCUUGUAUUUACUUCGUUUCGAAGAUCAGCAAAUAAAAAUAGAGAAAAAAAGUUGACAAAAGAGACAAAAAUUUUAUGAUCAAUGAGGAUUUCGUAAAUUUGAAUACGUCGAUACAACGUCCAUUUAUUGGAUUGGUAGUCGGAUAGUCCAAGUUAAUUUGAUGAAUGUAUCCGACAUCAUCACAUGCUUUCACACACCAUUUCAUAUUCAUUAAAGUGUGAAAUUCAAAUCUGCCUUCGUCUUUGUUACAAUGAAUAAAUCAUUUUAUUUUCUCUCACUUUCUACUUUUGGCUUUCACUUUUCCUAUUAAACAACUUCCCUCGCUUGUUUUACCUUUUACGAUUUCUCUCAGGUAACUUGCUUCAAACGAUCUUGCCAAACGACAAUUUCCAAAAAAUAUCAACAACAAUGAUAUGCUCACCUGUUACUCUCACAUUUUUCAACGUUUUAUUUUUUUUAUAAUGUGUCUUAUGCAUCCAUUUGAGUGAUUUGAGUAACCAAGAAAAAUUCACGUAGACUUUUGUUUUGAUACUUUAUCCUUUAUGUGGUUAAUUUAACAACAAUUGUUUCUUCGUUCGCAUUCAGCAUUUUACCAAAAAUCGAUGAGAUGAAUAUUUUUGUUUCACUUUCUUUUGUCAAUCAUUAUAUUAUUAGUAAUAAUAAAAAGAUAAUGAAAUAUGAAUCCGCUCUCAAACUUCUGACUGGAUAGAAUGACAUUUUGUGAUUUUUUUUCGAAUCAUCUACUGAAUGGGAAUCGAUUGAACUUGAUUUCGUAUCUUUUUGGAACAUCAAUCAACUAAAACAUGCGUUUGUUAAAACAAAUUUCAUUGGACGGCCAUAGUCCACUCAACCUUUCAACUAGUCUUCAUUCUUUUCGAUUUUAUUAUCAUGUUGGAACCAAUUAUAAGUUAAACAAUGAUUUCGGGAAACAUCUGGCUGAAAUUCUUGAUCGUAAUGUACGCUUAUUAAAUAUGAUCACUUGUGUCGAUCAAAUUGACAAGAACGAUGUCUCAUUAUUAAAAGCUUUAGAAUCUUUGAAUGCUUGCAUAGUUACAUUAAUUGAAAUGUGUGAAUUUACGAAAGCACUCCAUUCCACAAACAUCAACAACCUGGAAGCAAAAGAUUUUGCGACAAACAACAAUGGCGAAAAACAAAAGUCUAAACUUCGUCGUCAUUAUUCAUCAUUUGUAGAUGGUGGACAAUUGUUUCGUAGUAAGCGAUCAUCUUCACAAUUAUUAAAUGGCUUCAACGAAAAAGAUCCUACAUUGAUAGCAAAUGAAUCCAUUUAUAUUGAAAAUAUAAUUGAAAAUUCCAUUCAUAAACUUAUUGAAAGCAAUAUAUUAAAUUUAUUGGUCGAUUCUAUACCAAAUAUUGGUUUUGAGGAGAAAAAACUGGCCAGAGUCAUUUUAACAAAUUCUUUAACGAUUGAUUUGAAAAAAAAUAAAAUAAUCGUCGAAUACUUUUGUGAUCCUUCCAAUCAAAUAUUGUGUUCAUUAGUGAAAAGUUAUGAACAUGGAAAAAGUGACGUUACAUUAAAUUGCGGCUGUAUUUUACGUUUCGCUGUACAGUUCGAGCCGAUCAUUUUCAAAAUUUUACAAUCCGAUUAUUUCCAUAAUUUUUUUGAAUACAUGAGACAAUCAUCAAGUGAUUAUCCAUUCGAUGUGGCAAUGGAUGUUUUCUAUACAUUCAAGACACUCAUGUCUAAACAUAAAAAAUCUACGACCGAAAUUCUGUUGGCGAACAGUGAUAAAUUUUUCGAUUCAUUGAUUAAAUUGUUAGAACAUGCAGAAUUAACAGAAGACUAUGUAACUAAGCGUCAAACCUUGGAGGUGCUUACAGAAAUAUUUUCCGGUCAUGAACGUUUUGAUUUACGAGAAAAAUUUAUCAUACACCAAGAUUUCAUUUGCUCUGUGAUCCGUUAUCUUUGGAAUCGAAAUCUUCAAAUUCGUUUACGUUGUUUAGCAUUAAUGAGUCAAUUCAGUCAGUAUCCUUUAUUAACGCUAUUAUCAUCGGAUGAAGAAAAUGAUGAUGAUGAUGAUGAUGGAAAUGCUACAAUCACAAAUACCGACAAUUGUUCAUGGCCAGAAAGUUCACGAAUGGAUAGAUUAAUCAAAAAAAUCAAAAAUACUUUUAUUGAAGCUCAUCCAAACAAUCGAAAUUGCGAUAUUAAUUCACAAAUCAAGAAAAAUUUGAAUGAGCUGAAAAAUGAAUGUCAGAAAUCAAAUAUUAAAAACUUCGAACAGCUUGUUUGUUUUAUCCAUCAAUUAAUCCAAUUGCUUGAUUUUAACGAUUCACCCUAAUCAAUUUUGUAAUAUGAUUUUGUUUGUACGAAAAAAAAUUCCAAUUACAUUUUUUAUCAUCAAAUAAUCACUUUAUUGAAAUGACCAAUA
Dermatophagoides farinae (American house dust mite) is the source of this 2731-nucleotide messenger RNA. RefSeq lists its product as uncharacterized. Lineage: Eukaryota; Metazoa; Arthropoda; Arachnida; Sarcoptiformes; Pyroglyphidae. Gene Ontology annotation, biological process: intracellular signal transduction. Gene Ontology annotation, molecular function: protein serine/threonine kinase activator activity. The record is from RefSeq and is a predicted model, not a curated record.